Molecule: messenger RNA, 2527 nt
Organism: Oncorhynchus kisutch (coho salmon)
Lineage: Eukaryota; Metazoa; Chordata; Actinopteri; Salmoniformes; Salmonidae
Gene: mtfr2
Product: mitochondrial fission regulator 2
Exons: 8
Coding region: 448-1542 (364 amino acids)
Biological process (GO): mitochondrial fission; aerobic respiration
Cellular component (GO): mitochondrion
Source: RefSeq, a predicted model, not a curated record
UUUUAUUCUGACUGCAAGGAGAACGGUCAACUCGUUCACACACAACAACAAAAAAUACGAAUUUGGUGUGAAUAUUAUUGAAAGCCCCAUUGGUUCGAACAGCUGUGGUCACAUUGCACGAUUCCGCUAUUCUGAUUGGCGUAGGAUUUUCUUCCAAUUGAAAUGUCCAAUCACGGCACGGUUUGCGAGAGUGGCUUUAUUUGAGUUCACCUUCUCACGUGUCCGGACGCAUCCUAGGAGAAGGUUAUUUUGUCGCCAAGUAUAAUUUCUAAAUGAUCCAUGGGGAUGUUUCUGUUUCUUUGACUGUGGUCAGGACUCGCAUCCCAUGGUGCAACGUGAAACGGGAGUCCUAGCCUGCCGACCGAAGCUGUCAACAGAAAGCCUACACCACCACCACCAGUUUUUGCAUCCAUCAUCAGCCAAAACAUUCAGAAGGGCUGCUUCCAGAUGUCUCUGCUAGAAGAUAUAUUUGAUCUGUUGCAAAAUGUCCUUGAGUAUUUCGGAGUCUCUCCUGACAUGCUAAUUCCAGUGUGGGAGAGCCAGUUGUGCGGUCAGUACCGGAGCCUGGUGCGGAUGAUCGGGACCAACCUCCCAUUGACCCCGUCUCCACGUAUCCACUUCCAGAUUCCUCUACACACCUCCCGACAGCACAGAUACCUGGACAUCACCAUGGAUACCCUCCCCGCUAUCCCCUCCUUGGCUGACGUGCUCUGGGUGGCGGAGGAUGAGGGAGACCGCUUCACCAAGAUCAGGCACCGCGAGCGUCCGUCCCGACAGGGUGCUGUGAGUCGGGGCGAUGAGGUGGUGCUGGCCCCUCCACGUCCAGGGGGCCGAGGGUUGGAAGCGGUCCGAGCCCAGCCAGGAGACAUGAUGCUGGGGCACAGAUCAGAUCCAGUGGCUCUGCGGAAGAUCACAGCCCUGGAGGACGAGCUGCUCAAACUACGAGCUCAGAUUGCCAUGAUUGUCACCGCGCCACCCUCAGCCCAUUCCCAGAACCUUCCGGGUACCCCUGGAAUGUCCCCUGCCUCUGUCCUCACCUCCACCCCUUGUCGCCCUCCACCUCCUCCCUGUCCUCCUCCACCUCCUCCCUGUCCUCCUCCACCCAGCUCCUCUGUUGGUCUGUCUGCGGUGGAGAAUCUAAUCCAGCACGGCAGGGAGGCCGGUAAAGGUCAUGCCCAGGGGAAGAGCCAUGAGGCUGGGCAGGUUGGACUACUACAGUCCCAGGAUAAGGCGGUAGGACAGGGCCCGGUCCCCACCAUGCUGGAUGUACUGAAUGAACUGAACCAGGUGAAACUGCGCUCCGUGCAGAGGUCGCCCGGGGGAACGCCGGUGCGGAGGAGGCGGAGCAAGGGUGCGGCGUUGCUAAGCGACCCGGCCUCCAUGAUUGCCGAGGCCCUGAGGAGGAAGUUCGCCCACCGUCGCCUCAACGACUCGUACGACAAAGAGAACCGCUCGGUAGAGCUCUCGCCGUUCGGCAGCCCCGAUACAUCGCCCUGUAUCCCCCAGCAUUCCAAGCGCAGCCAGGGACUACUCCACCUGUGACCUCUGACCUCCAAGGUCAACUAAACCAGCAGCCUAUCGCUUCGCCAACCGGGAACACCGAUGCCUCCCCGCCGACUACUAUGGCAACUGCUGACUGAGUGUGCGUCCCAAUAAUACCUCCUUUCUCUUGAAGUGUACACUUGUUCGCUACUUUUAGAUUAGGGAAGUGAACAAGUGUACGUUUUAGGAGGAAGGAGAGAUAAUUGGUGUUCUAUGAUGCGUCCCAUCAGGUAUUGUUUAUAUAAAGGGACCAUUGAUAUUGAGAGUAAUUGAUUUGCAUGUAGUCAUUUUUAAUUGUGUCUAUAUAUUUAGCUGUAAAUACACUAUAUGACCAAAAGUAUGUGGACACCUUAUCCAACUGAAGGUUGGCUUGUGUGGCUUAUCACUUCACGGCUGAGCUGUUGUUGCUCCUAGGCGUUUCCACUUCACAGCUGUAACAGGGCAGAAAUUUGACGAACUAACUUGUUGGAAAGGUGGCAUCCUGUGACGGUGCCACGUUGAAAGUCACUGAGCUCUUCAGUACAGAUCAUUCUACUACCAGUGUUUUCCUAUGGAGAUUGCAUGGCAGUGUGCUCGGUUUUAUACACCUGUCAGCAACGGGUGUGGCUGAAAUAACUGAAUUCACUCAUUUGAAAAGUGUCAUACAUACACUAUAAAUACAUGAAAUGGCUGAAUUCAAUCAUGGGGUGUCCACAUACUUUUGCAUAUAUAGUGUAGACAUACCGAUGUUUUUCUGCUUUGCCUUAGUUGUAUUGUUUUGGUCCAGUUGAAUGAUUUCUAUUAUCUAGGAUUUCUGGGUCAUAUUCAUUAGUGCACACUGUAGCAAAACCUUUUGCCACGGAUAACAAAAACGAGCCUAUCUUAUUGGACAACCUUAGCUUCUACCUACCUACCUCCCUUGUACAAUUUUAAAGUAAUGAUCUAUAAUUAUAAUAUGGACAGACUGCUCUCUACUCUUAUCAAAAUACUCUUGUCUUUUGUUUUA